Messenger RNA from Branchiostoma belcheri (Belcher's lancelet), 1742 nucleotides. RefSeq names its product PQ-loop repeat-containing protein 3-like. The coding region runs from base 32 to 793 and encodes 253 amino acids. NCBI's taxonomy places the organism in Eukaryota, Metazoa, Chordata, Leptocardii, Amphioxiformes, Branchiostomatidae. The transcript is spliced from 7 exons. The record is from RefSeq and is a predicted model, not a curated record.
GUUUGCUCCACGUUCAUUCAUUCCUUCCAACAUGGCGUCUGUUGCUAUAGAAGUUUUGGUCUCCUUUGCCUCUCUCAGCUGUAUUGUUCUCUGCGUUGUCCUCAAACUACCUCAAAUCGCAGCCAUAUGGUCUUCCAAGAGUGCAAAGGGCGUCAGCUUGCAGAGUACGCUGCUAGAGUGGUUUUGCUAUGCAGUCAUGAUGUGCUACCAUUUUGUGAAUGAGUACCCCCUCAGUACCUAUGCCGAGUACCUCUUCCUGAAUAUUCAAGAUCUUGCUCUUGUCUUGAUCAUCCUGUACUUCCAAGACAGACUUGGACUGGAGGCCUUACUGUACAUUACAGGAUAUUUUAUCAUUGUAUCGGUGCUCUCUACCUCCCUAGCAGUUGCCAAGAUCAUGAUUAAUUUCGUGCUUCCAAUGUCCAUGGCCAGUAAGCUGAUCCAGCUGCGAGCUUUGUGGACCAGCCGCGAUGCCAGCAGUGUCAGCCCAACCACAUGGUUCAUAGCCUUCUACAGUUGUGUAGCUCGGAUCUUCACAACUAUUGUGGAAACAGGAGACAUCCCUGUCCUGGUGGAUUACUCAGUGGCUACACUGUUGAAUGCUGCCAUCCUCUUCUCUGUCAUCUUCCUAAAAAUCAACAGAGAAAGAAGUUCUUGUAAACUCAAAAUUGCAGUCAAACCUGUCAAGGUUUCAAAAAGACUGUACAUGCCACAAUGUAAUAAAACAAAUAUGCUUUUUAAAAAUCCCUGUACAAUUUUCAUCAUUGGGAACUGUUAUAUACAGUUAUUGCCAUGAUAGUAUCUAUUACCAAAUAGAAUGUCAUGUCAGUAGUCAAUAGUCCAGAUGAUGAUAUUAUUUUUUUUAAUUUACUUAAUACUUCACCACAAAACAAGGCUCAUGGGAGCCACUGAAAUGUUUUGGGUUACUGUACAGCCAGUGAGGACAGAUGUUUGUUAACAUUAGACUUGAAAAGUUUGUGUAUAUGAUAUUCAUCCUAAUGAGUCAUGCAAGGGCUGAAAGGAAGAAGAAUUUUAUUGUGUGUUGUAGGUAAGAUAUCAGGUCCCCAUGAAUCUUUCAGCAGAGAAAAUGUACUUGCAAAGCUAGACGGUGAUUGUACUUCAUAAGAUGGUGUACUACAAUGUAUGUGACAUGUAAUCUCCAAGCAAACCUUUGGGGGCAAAACUGGUUUUUGACUGGGCCCAUAGUCUAACUGCACAGCCCCCAAGGAUCUGUUUUCAUGACAGUCACCAUGUAAAAAAAUGUUAACAUCCAAUUGCUGCCGAGUGAAACUGUGCCAAGUAGUACAGCUAACAUUGUUAUUUGCUCUCCGUCCGGCCAUGCCUUGUUAUCAGUCAGCUGGGAUUUUUGGACGGUGUAAUGCUCAAUUACAGGAGCAGAAGAGUAACAUCAUAUAUGACUAUGAGACACAAAUGUGAAAAUGUAGGUGUAUCUUAAUUGGACUAUCUUUGUUGUGAAAAUGUACAGAAAAUGGAAUGAGAAGUGUCACGAAUCUAGUCUUCAACUCUUUAACAGUAUAAUGAGUAUUUUUGAAUGGUGCUACCAUAUUGUUUGAGCCUUACACUAGUUACAGACAUUUGGUCUUAUUGGUUAUGCCAUAAUUGGAAAUAUUUGACAUUGUCUAGAAUGUUAUCACUCAGUCAAGUCUCAUGUUUGUAUUUUAACAGUCUGUUACAUGAUAUGAUAUCCUCUUGCACAGUUUUACUUUCUGUGGUACAUGUCUUCC